Arctia plantaginis is the source of this 1722-nucleotide messenger RNA. NCBI's taxonomy places the organism in Eukaryota, Metazoa, Arthropoda, Insecta, Lepidoptera, Erebidae. The record is from the annotation of a GenBank genome assembly.
AUGUUUAGUUGGUUAAAGAAAGAGGGCGAGAAAACAGAAAGUAUCGAAAAUGUCGUGGAAGGUCUUAAAAGGAUAUAUAAAACAAAACUUUUACCGCUGGAAUUACACUAUCAGUUCCACGAUUUCCACUCACCUCAACUCGAAGAACCGGAUUUCGACGCAAAACCUAUGAUACUGCUCGUUGGACAGUAUUCGACUGGUAAAACCACAUUUAUCAAAUACUUAUUAGAGCGAGACUUUCCCGGCAUCAGGAUUGGGCCGGAGCCCACCACCGACAGGUUUAUCGCGGUUAUGUUCGACGAGAAAGAGGGAGUAAUACCCGGGAAUGCACUCGUGGUUGACCCCAAGAAACAAUUCAGACCACUCAGCAAAUUCGGUAACGCUUUCCUUAACAGGUUCCAGUGUUCAACAGUGAGUUCGCCGGUGCUGCGAGGCAUUUCCAUUGUUGACACGCCCGGUAUCCUGUCGGGAGAAAAACAACGUGUGGACAGAGGCUACGACUUCACCGGAGUGCUGGAGUGGUUCGCCGAGCGCGUAGAUCGCAUUAUCUUGUUGUUCGACGCCCACAAACUAGACAUAUCAGAUGAGUUUAGACGCAGUAUUGAGGCUCUUAGAGGGCAUGAUGACAAAAUUCGUAUUGUAUUAAACAAAGCUGAUAUGAUUGACCACCAGCAGCUGAUGAGAGUGUACGGUGCCCUGAUGUGGUCUUUAGGCAAAGUGCUGCAAACACCUGAGGUGGCUCGUGUAUACAUUGGCUCUUUCUGGGAUCAGCCUCUGCGCUAUGAUGUCAAUAGAAGACUAUUUGAAGAUGAAGAGCAGGAUCUCUUUAAGGAUAUGCAGUCCCUGCCACGAAAUGCUGCUCUAAGAAAACUCAAUGAUUUAAUUAAGAGAGCUCGUCUUGCUAAAGUGCAUGCAUAUAUAGUUAGUGAGCUUAGGAAAGAAAUGCCUUCGAUGUUUGGAAAGGAUGGCAAAAAGAAAGAGUUAAUAAAGAAUUUAGGUCAAGUGUAUGAUCGUAUCCAGAGAGAGCAGCAGAUAUCACCAGGUGACUUCCCCGAUAUCAAAAAAAUGCAGGAGACAUUAGCAAAUCAUGAUUUCACAAAGUUCCAUCCUUUAAAGCCAAAGUUACUAGAAGUAGUGGACCACAUGCUGGCCACAGACAUUGCACACCUCAUGGACAUGAUCCCGCAGGAAGACAUCAAUAUUGUCAGUGAACCACUAAUAAAGGGUGGUGCCUUCGAAGGCGUCGAGGAUCAAGUGUCGCCCUUCGCUCAACGGCUACGGUCGCGGAGAAGGUGUGGACGCGGGCCACGGCGAUCCCGAGUGGAUAUGCAGCAAGGAGAAGCCACGAUACGACGAGAUGUUCCGCCAGCUCAGCCCCAUCGACGGCAAAGUCACCGGCGCUGGGGCAUGGAAGCUUUCGUCAUAUCGUCUCGCAACUGUUCACUCCUCACUGAACUACUCGUCAGUAUGAAUGAGCGCGAGCCUCAACUGCGCAAUGACGAAAACUUCGCUAAAUUAGUCGAUAUCCUCUCGACCGCUACUAACAACAGUAGAAUGGUCACGCAAUGCCUGUCUGAGAGUCGUUACGCUGACGCAGCUAGCUCUAGUGAUCAUUUCUUAUCACAGAUAGAACGUAACGUUAACUUCAGCUUAAACGUAUUACGUGGUAGUGACAUACCUGCUGAUACCUGCGGGAACAUGAGAGAAAUGAAAGAUCAUUAA